AUGAUUGAAUUUGGUCCCGAUCAGUACGCGGGAUUGGCCAUCAUGCUGUGUGCGGCAAUUGGAGUUGUCGCCAAUGGGACGGUCGUUUUUUGGAUCUCGAAGCUGCCGUCGAUGCAGAAUGCUUUUGGUCGUUUAUCGAGAAGUCAAGCGACCGCCGAUUUGCUUCAUGGCUGCAGUUUUUUCUUUUACUUUGGCCCAAUGUUGAUCUUG
Mesorhabditis belari is the source of this 210-nucleotide messenger RNA. Lineage: Eukaryota; Metazoa; Nematoda; Chromadorea; Rhabditida; Rhabditidae. The record is from the annotation of a GenBank genome assembly.